Messenger RNA from Sceloporus undulatus (fence lizard), 16294 nucleotides. It is a transcript of the gene KCNA4, whose product is annotated as potassium voltage-gated channel subfamily A member 4. Gene Ontology annotation, molecular function: delayed rectifier potassium channel activity; protein binding; potassium ion binding. NCBI's taxonomy places the organism in Eukaryota, Metazoa, Chordata, Lepidosauria, Squamata, Phrynosomatidae. Gene Ontology annotation, cellular component: voltage-gated potassium channel complex; membrane. Gene Ontology annotation, biological process: protein homooligomerization; potassium ion transmembrane transport. The record is from RefSeq and is a predicted model, not a curated record. The coding region runs from base 1731 to 3722 and encodes 663 amino acids. The transcript is spliced from 4 exons.
UGGUGGUGGCGGCGGCUGUUGUUGCGUUGUUCCCACGAGAAACGCAUCCUGUGAGGGGGAGAAAGUGGCAACAGGAAAAAAAACCCCAAACAAAACCGAGCCUUUCCCUCUAAAACUAGAAACAAAACUCCCUCAAAGCUGGCUGAGGAGAGAGAGAGAGAGAGCAGGGAAGGGGCUGCGGGAGUGUGAUCUGAGAGAGAGGAGCAGGAGGAAGAGGAAGAGCAACAACAAGUGGACCAGGCGGCUCCCUUGACUCUGGCCCCUCGAGGAGCCAUCCCCAGCAGCACAGCCAAGGGCUCCUGAGGGCGGGAAGGAGAGGACUAGGAAGGCGAGGAGGAGGACCGCCACAAGGCAGCGCUUGCUCCGAGGAGGAGGAGGAGGAGGAGGCUCUUCUUCUGUCGGUACUAGCAACAGUCGGCCUCCUCCUCCUCCUCCUCCUCGGUGCACGCCAGGGAUUAUUUGGAAGCCCAGCAGCAGGAGGGGGCUUUGCAACCUUUGCUCCAAGCUUGAAAGGCUGCGAUUGCAAAAAGACUCGCCUGGCAUCAGAAGGCGCCCCCGAGGAGCCUCACCUCGCCGGCCAAAUCCCCUCCUCCCUCACUCCUUCUUCCCUUCCUUCCAUUUUUCUCCGCUGCUGGAUUUGAUCCCCUCCUCCUUCCCCCCUCUUCCCUACAGCUGAAAAAGAAGCCACCUUUGGCCUGCCUUCCUGAAUCCUUCUAAAAGAAACCGGGACUGAGGUGUCUGUGUGUGUGUGUUGUGUAGUGUGUGCCGGUGCUGUUGCUUCUCACACCGAAAGGGAGCAAAAGCAACCAGUCGCCCAUCCGCCUUCCUUCUCUUCCUCUGGAGCCCUGCACCUGUGAGAACAGGUUGCUCCGGAGAAGAGAACCCUGCCUCCGCCUCCUCCUCCUCUUUCUCUCUUCUGUGUUUUGCAGAUGCUUCGACGCUGCCUUUUUCUCUGCCUCCAGCGGUUAAACCCGUCUACUGCACAAGACAAGACUAACCAAAGGGUGUUCAACUCACUUCUCUUCAUGGGGAACAAAGAGCCAGAUUUCCAUCCACCUUCUCUUCCCACAAUUGCUGUUGCCACUCUGGCCAGUGCUUGGUCCAGUUUAAGACCUUGUUGAGAGACUGGUGGAAGUGGGUGUGCUGAGACCUCCUCACUGUGUAAACAAAGUGAAAAACUGGAAGUUCCUUCAACUUUCUAAAGAAAUUCAUCAACAGUCUCAUUGCUAAGCUAUUGUGAGAAUAUUGGCUGUUUUGUACUUGAUUAUGCUGAGAACUCAAGACCUUUUUAUGUGUGUGUGAGAAAACAGUUGCCCAUCUUCCUUCGCUUAGGUGUACCCUUUGUGUGAUGUCAAGCAUUCAAAAUCAUGAACUCAGAGCUAUGGAUUUUUCAUAAAGCACUGAAGAAAAGCCUAAGCAAUGGGAUUUCACAUAUAAAAGGACUCUAUCCAGAUAUAUUUCCUGGCUACAUCAGAAGAUUCUGUACUGCAUCUUGCACACAUAUCCUUGAGGAAUUUUGUGUCAAAACCGCCUGGACACUGAGAAAUGGAACUCUUGCCUCUGAGAAAUCUAGAGUGUUUGCUGCUAGCAUGAAGCUAUGCUUCUUCCCAAAAGAUGGCUUUCCAAACUUCAGUGGUAUUACCAUUCUCAUGCAUAGCACCCAGUGAUGAUGACUGAGAAAACAGACAUUUUCCUUCCUUCUUGAGUCUUCUAAAAUAAACAAAUACAACAUGGAGGUUGCAAUGGUAAGCGCAGAUAGUUCGGGGUGCAAUAGCCACAUGCCUUAUGGAUAUGCAGCCCAAGCAAGAGCCAGAGAAAGAGAGCGACUAGCACAGUCUAGGGCAGCGGCGGCGGCUGCUGUAGCGGCUGCAACUGCGGCAGUAGAAACGGGUACUGGAGGAGGAGGGGGAGGAGGACCCCAUCAUCACUAUCACCAGGAACAGAGUCGUGGUGCUUCCUCAUCUUCCUGUGGCAGCAAUGCAUCUCGCAGUGGCUAUCAUCAAAGUGGCAGAAGAAGAAAACAACGGAGGAAAAAGACUCACUGUCUUGGUGGCAGGGAGUUUGGUUCAUCUUUCCCUUGCUCUGAAUUGCUGCCCCUCAGUGGCUCUGAGGAAAAGAUCCUCAAGGACUUGAGUGAAGAGGAUGAGGAGGAAGAGGAGGAGGAAGAUGAGGGAGAAGAUGAAGAGGAUGAGGAGCGGAAGUUCUACUACAGUGAUGAAGAUGGUGAAGAUGAGCUUUCAUUUACACACCACCCUCCUGAAGAUGGUGCUGGACCUGGAGGCUACACUUCAGUCCGCUACAGUGAGUAUGAGUGCUGUGAACGGAUUGUCAUCAAUGUGUCUGGCUUGAGGUUUGAAACUCAGAUGAAGACCUUGGCUCAGUUCCCUGAGACACUGCUGGGUGAUCCGGCAAAGCGGGGCAGGUACUUUGACCCACUCCGGAAUGAGUAUUUCUUUGACAGGAACCGUCCCAGCUUUGAUGCAAUUUUAUACUACUAUCAGUCUGGCGGGCGUCUGAAAAGGCCAGUCAAUGUGCCCUUUGACAUUUUCAGUGAGGAAGUGAAAUUCUACGAACUUGGGGAGGAGGCCAUGCUCAAGUUCAGAGAAGAUGAAGGGUUUGUCAAAGAAGAAGAUGACAAGGUGUUGCCUGACAAUGAAUUCAAGAAACAGGUGUGGCUUCUCUUUGAGUACCCUGAGAGUUCUAGCCCAGCCCGAAUUAUUGCCAUAGUCUCGGUUUUAGUAAUUUUGAUUUCCAUUGUCAUUUUCUGUCUUGAGACACUGCCAGAGUUCAGAGAUGAGAAGGAACUCAUUUUGACCCAGAACUUGGAGAAUGUUAAUGAGACCCUACUGCAAGGUGGGGGUUACACCAUCUUUAAUGAUCCCUUUUUCAUUAUUGAGACCGUCUGCAUCAUUUGGUUCUCCUUUGAGUUUACAGUGCGCUUCUUUGCCUGCCCCAGCAAAGCAGUUUUCUUCAAGAACAUCAUGAACAUCAUAGACAUUGUUUCCAUUUUGCCUUACUUCAUCACCCUGGGCACAGACUUGGCCCAGCAGCAGGGCAGUAAUGGUCAACAGGCCAUGUCUUUUGCCAUCCUGAGAAUCAUCCGUCUCGUCAGGGUGUUUCGUAUCUUCAAGCUCUCCAGACAUUCAAAGGGUUUGCAAAUCCUGGGUCACACUCUCAGGGCCAGCAUGAGGGAACUGGGGCUCCUAAUUUUCUUCUUGUUUAUUGGAGUCAUUUUGUUUUCCAGUGCCGUUUAUUUUGCGGAAGCUGAUGAAGCUGCCACCCAUUUUCAAAGCAUCCCAGAUGCCUUUUGGUGGGCUGUUGUGACCAUGACUACGGUUGGUUAUGGGGACAUGAAACCUAUAACUGUGGGUGGGAAAAUAGUUGGGUCCCUGUGUGCCAUUGCAGGUGUGUUGACCAUUGCUUUACCAGUGCCAGUGAUUGUUUCCAACUUUAACUAUUUUUACCACAGAGAAACUGAGAAUGAGGAACAGACACAGCUGACACAAAAUGCAGUCAGUUGUCCAUACCUCCCAACUAUACUCAAGAAAUUCCGAAGUUCAUCAUCUUCUUCCGCAGAGGACAAAUCAGAAUAUUUGGAGAUGGAGGAAGGGUUUAAAGAGUCUCUCUGUGUGAAGGAAAAAAAGUGUCAGGUCACAGGAAAUGGGAACGAGACAGCAAAACAAAACUGUGUAAAUGCAAAGUCUGUGGAAACGGAUGUUUAAUUUUUGACUGUUUCCAAAACUAUUUAUGCAUUAAAGAGUGCAUUGGUUAAAAAAAAUGAAAUAUGCAAAAUGGAGUCCAAACGAGCAUAUAGAAACAUGCCAUUUGCUGGUUAAACAUGAAUGACAAAGCAUUAGUAAACUUGUAUUACAUAUCAAGUAAAUGAUAUACCUUGUGAAGGGGGCUUUACCUGAAGUAGUUUCAAAGUUUAUAUUUUUACUAGAAUGCAGGUGUUUUGCACAUAAGGGAGAUAAUUUUACUUUUAAGGAGGGUGUGUUUAAAUUACCCACCUCAGUCACUGCCCACUGGUAAAAGUUAGCAUUUCAAGGUAUUUACUAUGUAAGAAACAAUGAAGUUCAGUAGCCAUGUAUUCAUUUGUUAAUGCUUUAAAACAGCUACCAUAAUUCAGUGGAUUCCAUAGUCUUUGAUUUCAAAAUGCUAAGGAUUAUUGUGGGAAACUUUAUGGAAAGUCCAAAUUUAAUCUUAAAAUGCUUAAAUAUUUUUUAAACAAAUGGAUGUUCAAUUGUUGAAGAUGCUACCGAGCCCCCAGAAAUGGUUUAUUUUUGUAACAGUCUUUUUUGAAGAUCUUGCAGCAUUUGUUAAGUAAUAUAUGGAAGAAAUGAAGUAAGAAAAUAAUUUCACAUGGUCUGGAUGCAGUGGAAAAGUGACUGGAUUGCUUUUUUGCACUACUUUAUAUGCUGGAGAAUUUUGACAGAGACUUCAUACUGUGAAUGUUUACUAAUGUUCAAUGACAAUCAUUGGAAGAGUGAAUCCCACAUCUUUAUUUUCAUGUAUUUAUUCUUUGCGCAAUGCUGAUUGGCUAAGCAAAUAACUUUACAUGAAUUCCAUAGUCUUUUAAUUAUGAAUAUCUGUUAUCUGGAAAAAAAAAAGAUUGUAAAGUAAAAUUUUAUAAUCAUUUCCCCUCCUAAAUCAAUCUUUUUCAAAUCAUCAAUUGAAGACAAAAAAGAUGUACAAGCUAACUCAUUUGCUUUCUUAAUGGAUAGAUUUUUUUUCCUAACUAGGGGCUGUGUGUGUGUGUGUGUGUGUGUGUGUGUGUGUGGAUUGGAGUAAGAGGGGAUGGUGAUCAGAUAUAGUAAUAGCCAUAGAUAGUGUAAGGUUAGCCAGCAAAGAAAAGAUUUUCAAGGAUUGGGUAAUUAGUUUGUAAUGCACUAUAUUUUCUUUCAUACCUAACAUUCAGACUCCAUGAAUAUGUAGGCACUUCAACACUAGUUAAAUAGUUCUGUGUACUGGAUGAGGAUGAAAUAGUAAUACACUGUUGAAAGGAUAUGGAUUAGCCAUAUUUACUUUACAAAUGUGCUGCUGUUGGGUCAGGAUUCCUCCUCUAUCCACAGUCUAUUAGGCUAAAAAGUGUGCAUUUGUGAAAUGCAAAUGGUUGAAACUAAAGUAUUUUUUAAAAUGAUGGCAUAUGUAUUCAUCCAGUCUGACCUUUGGGCCAAGGCUGCAACCCAUUAAUCCUCAAAUUUCUCUUGUAGACCAUGAAAGCUCCAGAGUGAGUGAUGCUUUGCAUUCUAGAACUGCACGUGUGAUAAGAUUCUUCAAAAUUUUGGACAAGAUCUUACUUGAGGAAGAUGGAUUGCAUCUUUAUGUUCAUCGGGUUUUACUGCAGUUGUAGUUCAGUGCCUCAUUAGUGAAUUGCAACAUUGUAUACAAGUGUGCAAGAGCAUCUCCCUGCACAGUUUGCAGUGUGCAUAGUGUGUGAUGUGCAUGCAUAUACACACACAUUGUCCAUCCAUGUGCAAUAGCAUCACAUGCACAACUCCAACUCCAGAAUCUUGAACUGAAUAUGGCACUUUUGCAUCAAACAAAAAUAUCCAACCACUUCUGUAGGAGAACGUAGCCAAGAAGAUUCCAGCUGAUGUAUGCUUGUCCAACAAAGCAGAUGAUUAAUUUUGAAUCCAGAAUUAACAAUAUGGUCAACAUGAGUUUUGUAGAUUCCACAGAGUGAAAUCAUGAGUUAGACAGAUAAUGUUGCACUCAUUAAAGGAAUAGAGGGGCAUGAGCGUUGAAUUCUAAAAAGUGAGGUCUGCUUAAAUAUUCAUUUAAAUAGCAAUGGGUUGGGACUGUAUGGUUUAUAUUAAGGGAAUACCUGAAAAUUCUACAGCUGAAAGGAGGAGAACUUUUCCUUGGGACAGAUUUUUUUAAAAUUGCCCAAAUUUAUACUGCCAAUUUUCAGUCAGCCUUCUCAUAGUGGCUGAGUAGUGUCUGCUCUUUGAUCUUUUCUAUUGCAGAAAUAAUUAAAACCAUAGCAUUUAAUUGAUUUAUUGGACCGUAUUAAUCCCAAGGUUUUUGCAUGGCUAAAACUAUCAUUUUAGAUGUAUUUUAAGAUGAUGCCUGCCUCAAUAUUUAUAAGAAUCCUCAGCACCAGAGAUGGGGAACAGUGGCCUUUGAGCCACCUCUACCCUGAGCCAUACAAGAAUCUUUUGCAGCCAUCUAGGGGCUCUGACGCAAUUCUGCUUGCUUUAACAAUGUACUUUCUCUUUAAAACAAAUAGUAUAAGGAAUGUGAUCCCUGUUCAGGUAUCCAUAAAUGGUUCUGAAAGACUGCUGGAGGCUUCCAGAAAGCACUGUCUUACAAAUGAGACACAUACUCCCUAUCUGGCUUGUUUUAAAGGACAAAUGUUUUAUUAAAAUACUUUCCCCCACUAGCACUAUGAUUGAAGGUUACAAGCAGCCUGUGCUACAACCCACCCACCCCCAGUAGGUUAUAGGGUGACAGUGCUUCUUAGUCCCUGGCAAUUGCCUAUCCCUAUUCUAAAAGGAAGCAAUAAUCCCUCACCCUGGGCAGAACUAGCAGCAAGUUAUAAUCAAUCAUUUAAACCUCUAGAGUUAAUCAACUAAGAGCUUGUAAACUGAAUGAUAGCCCCAUAUAGUAGUAACAUUGCUAAGAGCAGCAGCAGUAGUGAGAUGGAUGGAUGUAGAGCUGAAACAAAUAUUCACAUUUUUGAAAAGUUUGAGUUCAAAAUUUGAACUUGACUUUUUAUCUGAAAUUUUGAAAAUUUGAGCAGUCUAGUUUUAUUACAUCUCUUAAGUAUUUUUGGCAAGCAUAAAUGCUGGAUGUCAUAAGCUGCAGACCAUCAAAUAUUUUCAAAUAGCAAGUACUGUUGCAUGUUGUCUAUUGAAUAAAACUGUAUCUGAUACUAGGCCCCACUUAAUGUCAGCUAACAGAUAUUGUCAAAUGCCAAAUGCCAUGGAAUGCCUGGUGUCAUAUACUAGAAAUGACUAAUUGCCACUGUAUGUCAGCUAAUGAAAUGCUAUCAAAUAUUGCAUGGCUACUAUUCCAUAUAGUCAGAUAUUAAAUGAAAUAUCUUUAGAUAUUGAAUACAGAGACUGAAAAAUCAAUGUUUGGCAAAUAUGCAAGAACUAUCAAUUUUGCGUUUUACACCAUUGGGAGGAAAUUUUGAGAUGAGAUUUUAGAAUCAACUUGGCUACAUUUUUAGUGAAAUGGAUAACAAAUAAGUAACAGAAAAUGGUCUAAUUUUUGGCUAGCUAUAUUUGGCAAUGUAUGAUCCUUCUUCUUCUGCUUGGGAAGGAAAGGGGAAAGAAAUAGAAAAUCAAAUUCUCUCCUUUUCCCUUCAGAUGAUUCCUUGUGGUUGCUGCCUGAAACAACUCCUGAGUAAUUAGUACUGAAUGUUGAAGACCUGAUGUUGUCUGGUGGUUCAGUUGAUAGAACCUCCUUCCUUGUAUAAUGUUGAGGAAUCUGUGUUAUAGACAAAAAUUUGACAUGGUGUGUAUACAUGCUUGUGCAAUAUUAAGAAGCAGCAUAGUGGGAGUUGCUGUUGUGUCUUUGUCAAGAAGUGGUGGCUUUAGAUUAGCAGUUUCCUCCUUUUUCCAUGUGGAUGAUAUAACAAGUAGCAGCUGGUGGCUUCCAUGCCAGUGAUGUAUCUGCUUUGAAUGGUAGCUACCCAAAGCUCUGCAAUUUAUUCCCAAUGUAAGUUCAGCACCCUGGAUAGUGGUUGGGACAAAAACAAGAUCAGAUUCACCACCCCAGUGACUUGGAGGAUCCACCAGCUAUUGACUGAUGUGAUCUGUAAUUGAGCUUGAGGUGUGUGCUGAUGAUAAAAUGAUGGAUUUCCCCUCAAUGUGAAAUUGUGUAUUAGAAAGAACACUAUGGCAGAGAAGAGAGCAUUUGACUGGACUCAGGUUGUUGAGAUGAGCACAGUUUACUGUCUUUUUGAAGCAGCUUUAGUGAUUAUGCUCUGGUAGAAACAGAUGAUAAGAAUUUUCAGCCAAAUCUCUUAAAGCAAGCAGGAAAGAAGGUCUUUUGUUAUUCUGAUAGCUUAUUUACUUAUACUGUUUGCAAUCUACCUUUCUUUUCAUGAACUGAGGCUAUUAUAAAUUAUCAUAUUGCAUUAUGUCCUUACAAAAACCUUGAAAAGUAGACUAGGGAUGUUGACUGGCUCAAGGUAACUCAUUAAGCUUUCUUUCUGGCUAGACACUUGCAUAGAGAAUUGUCCAUGGCCUAACUCUGAUAAGCUAUUUUACUUUGUCACAAUGGCUCCAUUUCAAACAAUUACCUGCUAAACAUAAAGUGGAGAUUAUAAUUGUGAACAUUGUUAUAUAGACGAAGAAGAUUGAGGAUAUAUAUCAACUGAUCUUUUAACAGCUUUCAAAAAUGGAUUUAUUUUUUUCAUAUUUUGUACGGAUUUACAAGAUUUAUGUGAUAGGAUAGAUCUUUUCUGGGUGGUUUUCUAACAAAGCCCAGUUAACAAUGCUAGUCAAAAAUGAGUGAUCAGUGGUUUUGCAUGGCUAGAUUGCAACUGUGCUAAAAUGUAGUAUCAUGCAAAAUUCCAUACAGUCUUCUGCCUUUUCUGUGGGUAGGCGUACAGUGCUUCUCUCACAAUUUUAGUGCUAAAUUGUGAAGUCAGAAAUGUAGAAAGUUUCACCCUGGGCUGAGAUUAAUGUAAUCCAGGAAAUGGAUAGUAACAUAAUUCUGAUAAACCAAAGAAGAGGUCAGUUCAGUAUUUAUGGGAAAUUGAGAGAGUUUACUAGUACAAUGGAUACCUUUGCAAACCAGAUCGUAGAAUUAAUGUAGAGGGAAGAUGGAACACACAUUUUGAAAUAAGUAACAUUUUGAAGAAGCAUACUUUAUAAUGCCACUGAAUUGUUGAUCAUGUUACACUUACUGUCCAGGGAUGUGGUAAUGAAUUUGUUUGUGUUUAAGGGUUAGGGUUAGAUGGCUGAUGACUUUUGCAAGUGCAGAAGAAUCUGGAGGUGGGGCUGAGCAGUGGAAAAUUAGAUGCAUAGAACUGUAGUGUAUGGCUAGGAGGAAUAUUCAUCUAUCAGUCCAACCUGGAAAAAAUCUGUUGUCAGCAAGGGUGGAUGUGUGUCAUCUGGAUUAUAGGGCAUUACAGGAGUAAGUACAAUGCUCCAUGCCAGGUACACCUGCAGGAUAAGUUCAGCAAAAUGUGAUUUGUAAUGGUAAGUUUGUAACAGAAAAUGUGCUGUAAAAUAAAAUAAUAUGCUUUUAGAAUAACAAAUACAUAAAAACCCUAGAUGUCUUUCCACCUGAAUUCAGCCUUCCCCUUCUAUUCAUAUAGGAGAUAUGAAAUCUCUCCUAAGUUUAACCAUAAUACAGAACUGAUCUGUACACCCAGAAGAAGCAUUCGUUAUACUCCUCCAGAAGCGGCACCACUUCAGAAUGCAGGUGAGAAUGCAGGUUUCUGUGAACCUUCUAUUAGCUUUAAAAAGGAGUUUAGAACUCAUCCCUUUACGCAGAUAAUUGGCAUAUCAUGGAGAAGAGGACAUAUAUUAAUUCUCUCAAACAUGUAAACUCCAUUUGGAAGGAAUGUUUAACACAGGGAAUAUCUGAAAAAGCAUUCCCUGUAUUCGCAUUCUGAAGAUGCAUUCUCCUAUGACAAUCAAUGAAUUUCAAUCUGUAGAUUAAUUGUCAGUAAUGUAGUAGAAAGCAUGGACUACAAUGGAAAAGUAUGGUAAAUUGAAGUGAUGUGAAGCAGUAUGAAAUGUGUGCCUGUAGUGUUUGCUUUGUAAUGCAGCAGGUGUUACAACCACCAGUACAAUCCUGAUCAGACCUUUGAGAGACAGAGGCCUGAACCCUGGCUUGGUGCUGCGACCAGUCAGGUUCGUGGGUACCAAACACAGGGCCUGUGCUUACAGCAUGAUAUUAAAUCAAUAUCAGAUAUAACAAUCAAUAAAACACUUAGGAAAAUUUAAAUCAAGUCUUUAAAACAAGACUUGUUUCAGCUUCUUCAGUGUUUUAUUGAUCUUACAGAUGGUUUCAUAUCUGAUAUUGCUUUAAUUUUAACAUGCUGUAAGCUACCUUGAGUUCCAUAAUUGGGGGGGAAAGGCAGGGUAAAAAUGAACAAAAUAAUGUUCAUUUUUACCCUGUAUGUGAAUGCAACAUGUAUGUGAAUGCAACAAAAAUAAAAAAAAUGGGGGGGGGGGAAGGAAAAUGAAACAAUUUUAAACCAGUUCAGAGUUACAUUACUAAUAACUGUCAGUUAACUGUCACUUAAGUGUCCUGAUCAAUGUAAGCAAUUCACAUGUCUGAAAAACGCUCCAAAAUAUGUUUUAGGAAAAAACUUUGUGCCAUUUUCCCCUCAAGGGCAAGGUUGUUUUUCUUUUCUUUCUGAAGCAAAUGCAAUUUAAUUUAUCAAUCUUGGCCCAUGAUGGGCAUUACUGCCCUCCCUUGAUGUCCUCUUUUAGCAGCCUGGGAGUAGAGAGGUAUGUCUAUGAUUAUCUCCUUAUUAGAAGUGACUUCCUACAUUUUAUUGGUCAUUUUAGUCUCCAUCAGUUUCCUUGACUCAAACUGUUCAGAAAUACCUCAUUGGACUAUCUUUAUUAAGAUGCUCUGAUGUUGUUAAAACAUCACCCUCAACAUUACUUGACUCUUCCUGUCUCCCAAGUCAGAGUCUUGAAAUCUUUUAGCUCUCUAAAUUCCAAAUUCCAAACCACUUUUUAAAAAUAAAUUAAAACUGUUUGAGAUGCCUACUGGCCACAGUAACAUGCAUGAAAUUUUAUUGCUUGUUCAUACUGUCCUUGUUCAAACCUGGUGUGAUGUUAGCCAAGAACUUGUUUACUAAAAAUAUGACAUACCAGUGUAAACUGAAACUUCAUUGAGAGUCUUGUAUUCUGAAGACACAAUCCAGUCAAAGCUGAGUACUUAUUAAAGCCCAGUGGAAUGGAUGAGAGUUCACUAUAAACCCAACUGUCUUUUUGAAUUCACAGGGUUUUAAAUAUGCUUACUUGUGGUAGACAGAUUGUCUAGGGAGCUCUGAGGAAGAUUCUUUAGAUCAUGAGGAAAAGGUACAGGGAUGUUGAAUGAAAUUUGGCAUUAACAUUUGGAUUCCAUCCGUUUUCAACAAAUUAUGUUUCUAAACUUUCUAACACAACAGCAGGGAAGAGUCAUUCCAAAAGAUAAAGAGAGCCCUCCUCAUAUCCCUUCCCCUCCCCUCUAAUGUGAGCAUUUUUCAGUUACAGCAGAAAUACAUUGAAUAAAUGGUAUAUUUGGAAGGUAUUACAGCCUCUCCUUUGUUUUAUUAUGAAUGUUUUAGUAGGUAGAAUAAAAGGUUUGACUAUCUAGUUCAUGACCAAAAACAGGCCCCUUUCUCCUCUGAUAAAAGUAUGAUAACCCCAGCUAAUGUUGGUUUACAGAAUCAGUAUUGAAUCCCUUCUCUUUUUAUUGAAAUGCGUAUUGAGAGCUUGGUGAUUUUGAAUGCACAUGAUGCCUAUAAAUGCACAUAAAGCCUAUAAGAUGCAGAAAAGCAUUAUUUGUUUUGAGCUUUUGGAAGUUUUAAAAACAAAUAGAAAAAAAACAUGUCUAUAUUUUUCUAUGGUGAAGAAUGUUUAUUGCAUUUUGACCAGACAUAUCAGCCAUAUCAUUUUUCACCUUGUUCUUGUUGUUCUUACCUUGAAAUAAUGGACCAUUAUGAUGAAGUGAGAUUUGAUUUAAGAACAUGUAUGUAAAGUUGUUGUGAAUUGUGGAACUAGAAAAAGCUUUAAUACUUUCUGAUUUUGCACAAUAUUUUUGAAAUCAUUACAUGUGAAGGUAUCACUUACGUGUAAAAUGAAAGUUUCUUCACUCAUCUAGGAAAAUAAACUCCCAGCUGAGAAUUAUUUAAUGCCACAUUCUUUUCAGGGUAAUGGAAAUGUUUGUAGCUGGGUAUGGUACUGGGAAAAAAUGACAAAAUCUUACAUCUUCAUGUCAUGCUUAUUGUGCUUUCUGACUUCAGGUUCAUUAAAAAAAACCUAAUUAAAGCAUUGUGUAUUUAAUAUGCUCAGAAUAACUAUUAUUUCAAACUCUUUCCUUCUAAAAUUAGAAUACACCCUAGAGGCUUUAUCUGCAGAUUCUUGGCUAGAAACUGUUACAUAAAGCCAUCAGAAACAUUAAACCUGUUGAGGUCCUGUUCAAAAUCUGAUCAAGCUGGAAUCAUGAAAAACUGCAUCUAAAGGAAUCAGAGUGCCAAUCAAUGUCAGAUUUUCAUCAGUACAGAGAAGCAUGAGUAAGAGAAACAUGCAGAGGACAAGUGAUUAAUACCAAAGUUCCAGGGAAGACAGGGAUCUGUCAUUGUUUCAAGGAAAACUCACAGUGAUAACUCUGCAACAGUCUGAUGGCAAACUCAUGAGAAUAUGAUGUAUCUUGCUAAAGAUUAACCCAGAAGAUGUAAUGGCACAGUACACCCCCAGGAUUCUGGCCAUGGUUUUUUUUUACUGACAAGUUAGCUUCAUGGGAAAAAACCCACACGAAAUGGGGAAAAAUAAUUUCAAAAUGCACAUAACUCCUUUUAAUCUUACUCAGUGGGAUGAAAACUUCUGACAUUUUUCAUUUUUGAAUGCAAGAAUAAAGUACUCAAAGAUUUACAUCCUUAGUAAUGAGUGGGAAUGAUGUUACUUUACUGGUGCAAACAUAUAAUAUUUACUAGUUAAGUUUUAUUACUUAUUUUCAAAAGGCACUUUAGUGAUAUUUUUCCUUUAAUGACCCUUUGACAAUACUGAGCCUUUGUGUAACCAAAUCAGCAAGUAUGUUGCUGUGUGUGUUGUUUAGUUUGCUUUAAAGGUGUUUCCAACUUGGGGUGACCUUAAGGAGAACUUACCACAGGGUUUUCUUCACACAUUUCUUCAGUGAGGGUUGUCAUUGCCAUCCUCUGAGGCUGAGAGACUGUGACUUGCCCAAGGUCACCUAGUGGGUUUUCAUGGCAAUGUGGAAGUUCAAACACUGCUCUCCAGUGUCAUAAGUUCAAUCAAUGCUCAAACCACUACAUCAUACUGGCUCUCAGUCAACAGGUUUUAGAGUGCAAUGCAAUACAAGUAAUUACCAAUGCAUCAAAUAAUAUAAUGUUAAAUUUUUAAAAGUAUAAAACUAGUGGGGAGUCAUAUAUCCAGACAGAUGUAUCUCACUCAUCCCAUUGAGUAAUGACAGUGAAUUAUUCUCAAAUACUGUAAUGAAUCACAGGAACAAAGUGCUUUUAAAAAGUUACUGAGUUCUGGUUUAAACAUUACAUUAUGCUCUAUCCAUGUAAUUUCAUCCUGGAGAAGGCCUCUCUUGAGGUUUGCAUGCAGGCUGAGUCAUAGCUAAACUACCCCCAAGGUAUGCCUCUUAGAUCAAAGCACAUUGCUUUUUUACAGGUUAGUUUCCAAAGAAGCUGAGCUAUGUGACAAAAGACUUUGUCAUUUGAUCUAACACAUUCGACAUGUAGAUAGAUUAAUUGCUAAUAAUAACUUUGCUUAGAAAACCCCAGUACUGAUGUGGCGGCCAAAACAGAGGUGAACUGAGAUCAGAACGUGUAUGUGUUUGCGUGCUUAGAGUAAAAUACCUUGUUAAUCCAAGGCCUUGGGGAACUGAACAGCUUAAGUAGCUGAGAAACAAUGCUUAAUGCUGCUUUGGUUUGACUGCCAUCUUUCAAAAUAAAUUAAAAUGAGCUGCUUUAUACAAUUCAGUUCUAUCUCUGUCCAAUCCACAGCUGUCCCCAAUAGGACAUACAUAAAUCCUCUACCCUGGUUGAUGUUGGAUCCUAUUUGGGGGAGAGAAAGUGCUGUGCUGUUCUCUCAGCAGUAGAACAUUGGUUAUGCAAAAUCUCUCUGGGUUUUGUGUUUUUUAAAUGUACAAUUUUUUGGUGUUGUACAAUUUUUUGGUGUUUGGAGCAUGUACACACUAUUUGAAUAUCAAGGGUAGACACCCAUUGAGAUAGCAAAGUUUUUUCUGAAAUUUUAAAAUAUAUUAUUGACUGCACAAUAGCUAAUGUUCUCUGGAUGGUAUACGAUAUAUAUGAAAUUAUAAAAUACAAAUAAUGAAACACAUGAUAAAGCCAGAAGCAAAGACUAAAAGCACAAUAACAUAUGUAUUGCCUCAGUUAGGCCGUCUAGUUUUGGAUUAACCAGAAUUUUGAGACUGUUUUCAAAGGAAACCCAUACGCAAUAAAUUGCAGUAAUUCAAACCAAAGUUUACUAGAGCAAAAAUAACGUUUCCAAGAUAAUUUAUGUAUAUGUAGGGCAAUAGCUGGUAUAUUAACCUAAGCCACUAAGAGUGGUUCUGUGUUACUGAAGGCACCUGUGCCUUUAGUAAAAAUGCUGGAUCUAAUUCACACUAGUGUUUUUGUGCCAAGUAGAUCAGGAGAGAUUUGAUUAUGCAAUACCGAAUCAAAGUUCCUACUACAUUUACUCUGAUCGAAUCUCUCCAUGGCAGUUUAACCCUGUUGAAGUUCACAUUACCAUUUCUAUCAGUUUAAAAUGGAGCCAAAUUUAGACUGUUCUCAUUUUUUAUAGUGUCAAUCAAAUGAUGUGCAUCUACGUCACACUAUUUGGGAGAAUUCCCCCCACCCAUCAGCCUCAGAGGAUGGCAGUGGCAAGCCCCUCAGAACGACCCUUAGCAAGAAACCCUGGAAUAGGUUAGCCUUAGGGGGGGUCAUACUCUCUCAGCCAAGAAACCCCCAUGGGUUUAAAUGCAAUAUACAGUGCGCCCACAUCAUAUGUGGGAGUGCCAUAUGCGGGUUCCAGCAUAUGCUGGAAGCCACGCCGGAAAGACUUCACCCAUGCCCCAGAAGAUGCAAUGGGGCAUGUGCCCCAUGACGCGCCAGGUACAUGCCAUGAGAACAAGCCCCAUUGUUUCUAAUGGGGCUUGAGUUUACAUGGCGGGGUCUGGAACAGCUUCCCCACGUAAGGAAAAGAGCCAACUGUAUUGCACCAGUUUGGGAGCAGAGUCUAUUGUGGUCUUACUUCUUGGGAAAGAGGAACAAAUGACCCCUAACCCCCAGCCCCACUGAUAGUUUUUUUUUAAAAAAAAAUUCAAGCAAAUCAUGUGCACAAUUGUCCAACUGAUGACGCGAGUAUUUAAAAGUGUUGUCUACUGUGGCCAUGCAAUAGCAAAGAUGUGCAUAAACUGUCAGAUUUUUUUUUAAAGUAUACUGCCUAAUGAUGUUCCCAGGAGAACCCCCUCCCUAACUUUUACUUUGGUUUUGGCUGCCAGGGAGAGAGCAAGGGGGUGAGCAUGAUCUGCCCUCUACACAUUAACCCAUCCCUUCCUAUGCUCUGAAUUGAAUCAACAGCAAGUUCCCAUUGGCAGCUGGUAAAAAAACCAGUUCUUUUUGAAAAGAUGCACUGAAAUCCCUGGCUCCAAAAGAACUGGGUUAAGAGAGAUUUGUGAUUCCCUCCCCCCUCCCCCUGGAAUUUGGGUCAGGAAAAACUAGCGCAAGUGUGAAUGACCCCCCUUUUAAGCGGGUUUGCAAACCAGUUUGUAAGGUAGUGUGAACAACCCCUAAGUCUUAAGAUUCUGCCCAAGCUAUGCAUGUUUAGAGCGUCUGCAUUUCUGAGUCAUGUUUCAACAAAAACGUUUAUUUAAUUAGACUUCUUUCAUAGUUUUGUACAGAGUGAAAAUGGUUCUUUUGCAACAAAUACAUUUUGCCAGGCUCUUUAUUGAUGCACAAUAACUAGAUCUCUCUUCCAAAAUGUCCUAUAAUUCCCUUCAUCUUUUUUCAGAGGCAUAAGCAAAUAAUAAAGCUAUGUCAAUGCGUGUCACUUUAUACAAAUAAAAAUCUCUCCAGACUUGAUCAGCUCCUGAAAUUGUUUAAUUUCUAGUAAAACAAAAUGCCUCACUUAAAGGUAAUGAUACCCAAGCUUCAUUCCUUAUCUGAUCUAUAGAUUUAAUCCCUACAUUCAAAAUAUAUCCUUACACCAAUAAUCAUUAUUCUGAUGUCACAAAUACAGCUAAUCAAGCUGCCAAACCUAUAAUGUCAGAUUGUCAAAGAUAACAAUGAGAUAUUUGAACUUAUUUUGGAUGUAUGCUUCCUUCAAGUAUUCACUGUUUGUCCAGGUAACAAUUUUAACGCACACAUUUUGUCAAAGAAAGGCUAUCUUACAGUGAAGCUAACCAGUCUUCUUGUAUGAAAUAGUUCUUAACAGCACUUAUUUUUCUACAACCACAAUCCCAUCCACAGUAAUCAAGCAGCAAGAUGAAUUCAUUUGAAUUGUGGUGCUGGAGAAGAGGAUUAUGGAUACUGUGGUCUGCUAAAAAGACAAAUAAAUGGCUAUUAGAGCAAAUGAAGCCUGAAUUCUCUGUAGAAGACAAGGGCGGGAUACAGAAGGGCAAAAAGGGGUGUGUUCAU